Suricata suricatta (meerkat) is the source of this 788-nucleotide messenger RNA. RefSeq names its product NAD(P)HX epimerase (gene NAXE). Gene Ontology annotation, molecular function: NAD(P)HX epimerase activity. Gene Ontology annotation, cellular component: mitochondrion. The annotation marks the transcript as partial. NCBI's taxonomy places the organism in Eukaryota, Metazoa, Chordata, Mammalia, Carnivora, Herpestidae. The record is from RefSeq and is a predicted model, not a curated record. The transcript has 3 exons.
CCGGCCCUGAACGACCCUUCUCCUUUCCCCCAGGGCUACCAGCCAACCAUCUAUUACCCCAAAAGGCCUAACAAGCCACUCUUCAACGCGCUGGUGACCCAGUGCCAGAAAAUGGACAUCCCCUUCCUGGGUGAAAUGCCCCCAGAGCCCAAGCUGAUCGACGAGCUGUACGAGCUGGUGGUGGACGCCAUCUUUGGCUUCAGCUUCAAAGGGGAUGUCCGGGAGCCCUUCCGCGGCAUCCUGGACGUCCUGGGCGGGCUCACCGUGCCCGUCGCGAGCAUCGACAUUCCCUCAGGAUGGGACGUGGAGAAGGGGAACUCGGGAGGGAUCCAGCCCGACCUGCUCAUCUCCCUGACGGCGCCCAAAAAGUCCGCGGCCCACUUCACCGGCCGCUACCACUACCUGGGGGGCCGUUUUGUGCCACCGGCUCUGGAGCGGAAGUACCAGCUGAACCUGCCACCCUACCCUGGCACAGAGUGCGUCUACCGCCUGCGCUGAGCCGGGCGCCAGGCGGCCCUCCCAGUAAACCCUCAUGGCCUCCUGGAGCAGACCUGGCACUGAGGGUCCCUGGCGGCCGGAGAGCUGCACUGGGGACGAGGCGCCACCUCUCUGGGGGAGCAGAGCAGGCGGGGCAGCUGCCGUGGCCUCAGGGGCACUGAAAAUGGACUUUCAGAUGCUGGGAAAAAACUCUCGAGGGACGUUCUCUGAGCUUCCUCCUCCCACUAACUGGGCAGCAAGACCGUGGGGGGGGGGGGGUUGGUGAACACAAUAAAUUGCUUGAAGCGUCA